Messenger RNA from Anneissia japonica, 3893 nucleotides. Its product is annotated as carbohydrate deacetylase-like. Gene Ontology annotation, molecular function: deacetylase activity. NCBI's taxonomy places the organism in Eukaryota, Metazoa, Echinodermata, Crinoidea, Comatulida, Comatulidae. The transcript has 3 exons. The record is from RefSeq and is a predicted model, not a curated record. The coding region runs from base 250 to 3069 and encodes 939 amino acids. Gene Ontology annotation, biological process: carbohydrate metabolic process.
ACUCUCUCAGCAUGCAGCAUGCAGAGAGAGAGCCGCAGAGAGGCAUGACUUGCAGCUAGCCUAGGAAUGCUAAGCCUUGGCUGUAUAAAGGCCGCAGCUGCUUGAAAUCCUAGAUCAGGCAUUGAGUUGUUAUUUAAUAAAUGACAAUACCAUUAGUACAUGACAUCAGACUUUAUAUGAAAUGACUUUUGGAAUGGUAAACAUCUAAUCAACUCUUUCAUUUUGAUAGUGUUUCCAAGAUAAUCCAAAAUGAAAAGAGCAGCUAGGAGGGCAGAACUCAAGGUGAAGCCUAAACAGAAAACAGCAAAUGAAGGGCCAACAUUGGGAAAACUACCGAAUUGGUACAGACCUGGUCCAUUUCUGUACGAUGCAAGAAUUGUUAUGUUUUCAUUUACCUGCCUCCUUGUUGUGGUGUUAUUAGCAGGAGAGCUGUUACUGACUGUUUUAGCUGUUGGCUCAUUAGUAAUUCAUGUUAUAAACAGUGUUGGUGCAAAGCGUCAAGCUGUCGCUGGUUAUCUCUGUGUUUUUAUUAUAACCGAGUUAGCAGUCAUAUACUCUGCGGUACCACUUCUUUGGAUUUCAUUCUACAAUGUUCUGUUAUUGUUUGCGCUGAAUUCAUUUGUUGUGUUUACUGGAGGCUGGGUUCUAUUACAUUUUGAUGCCUUUCUUCAGGAGGAGCCGUCGUUAGCUGUGUUUAUCGAAACAUCACUGUUCACCUUCUACCCGGGAUUAUGUAUAAUAAUAAUGUCAUGGAUUGUUGUUCAAGCAGUAAGUGUUUCUGCUGUGCCAUAUUGCCUUAUCUUAUUUGGAUUCAUAAGUGCACAACUGUUUCUACCGCAACAACCAUCAUCAUUCCACAAGUCAGAAAGUAGACAGUCAGCACACAGCGUUCUUAACCCGGUGGAAGUAGCCACCGUUUUGACGAUUUAUAAUUUACUGCCCAUGCAAUCAUUCAUAUUUAUUAAUUUCUGGAAUAUUCUAGAACUGACAGUGUUUUUAAAAAUGAUAUUUGUAAUGACUUGUCCACUUUUUCUAACAACUCUUAUAGAUAUUCAUUAUGUUUUUGAACACUUUGGAGUAAGUCUCAAACAGAAGACAAAAGUGCGUUGGCUUACCGGUAUAAUAUGUUUAUCAAUAAUUCAUAUUGUUGCAUAUCUUGACAAACUGGUUUCAAGCGGAUUAUUACCAUGGUUACCUGCUGUAUUUGUUUUGAAUCUACCACUCGGUAUUUUCAUGAAUUGGAGAACUCCAGGACGCAAAAUCGCAAUCUUGUUACUAGCUUGUGCCUGCUUUGUCCUGUACGUAGCUAUGAUUUCCUUCAUUGUGCCUUUAAACUUAGAAACUGAUGGAGUGAGUUCAAAGGUCAUAUGGUUGCUGUUAGUAUGCAAUGCAGGACUGUCAGUAGCAUGUGUGGUAAUGGCUGCUAUAUCAACCAAAGAGCAUUUCUCUGAUUUACUAUUAUGUAGCGUUGCUGUUUUUGUCUUCAGUGAACAUCAGCUUUUAUCAUUAGGCUUAUAUUCUCUGAAUAUGUUUGUCAUUACAAUCCCACUAGGAUGGUAUAUGCUGUCAAAGCUGCAGCACGCUGGUAAAGUCUCUUGGUACGUCACAUGGCUAUCAAUAGGAAUGCACUCCACCAAGCUGCCAGUUUUCUUAGAAAACCAGUUAAGACUGGAUCAUCACUUUGGAUCCUCACCAUUUUUAGAUAAGAUAUUCAUAGCUCUAUUUAUUCUUUCUGUUAGUAAGUUGUUCUUUUUUGAGUCUCGUCGUUCUGUACCGAUUCAUCAUGCUGUUGGGUACGCGUUCAGUAUAACUAUCCUGUCACUGCUGGUCAUGGAUUCACUUCUUCAGCCCAUCUUUAUCAUGGUCAGCCAUUCUGAUAUUAAUACUGCAGGUUCUCUCGCUCUGGUGCUGAUCACAUCUGGUGCUCUACUUUUAAAAUUAACACUGAGUCACAUGACCAAGUUCCAAGAUGCUAGGACAUUAAACUUGAUAUCGAUACUACUUGGCUUCUUUAUAUUCAUCCUUCAGCCCUCAUCUGAAACAUCCUUUUCUAACAUGUGCAACAUACUUCUGCUGGUGUCUUUCAUAGCCUGUCUUGUGUUGUUCCUAACCAGAUCGCCACGCUCACGACCUCUAUGCCUAGACAUUGUGUAUUCAAUUGUGAUUGGUUCACCGAUCGCCAUUAAAGCCUGUCAACUGCUCAUGAUUCCCGAGCACAUUAGGGUAUUAAAUAUUACGUUGUAUAUGUUAGCUUGGUCCUUAACUACUUUCAUCCUCAUUUCUACCACCCUUUGGAUUCCUUCCUCAAAAUAUAAUAAGUCGAGUACUGCAUUUCUGCCAAGUGCUACAGUAUCUAUUUCAAUAAUAUUUGUGAUAAUUUAUAUUUUGGAAUUCAAACAAAUUGGAAAUGCAUACAUAUAUACAAUUGGUAGUUUUUAUGGCAAAUAUUCUCAGCCUUGUACCAAAUUAUUUCUGAUUAUUUUCCUGAGUAUUGCCAUAAACCUAAAGAGUUUGCUGGGUAAAAUUGCUGCCGAUGAUCCGUUUGGUGCUAUUUACCCAACUUCUCUGCCUGUUGUUAUAAAUAUGGCAACCUUUUUGUCAUAUGCACUUCUCCUUAUAAAUUACCCUCCUGAUAUUUUGCCAGAAUUGUGGGCAUGUGUUAGUUCAAUGGUUUUCCUUCUUAUAACCAAAGAUCAUCUUCUUUUUUCCAAAAUCAGUAAGUUUAAAAAACCUGGGAUUGUAUUCACAACCUGUGUUAUUGUUUUAUACAUUGCUACUUUAUAUGAAAAUAGUAUUUGGUGGCAGGGACUUGGAUUUUGGUGCAUAUUCGAAUUGAUGAUCUGUGUUAUUGUGUCACCUGUCUUUUUCUCUGUUUCUUGUUUCGUUUUGAACCGCUUCUAUGUGAUGCCUAUUCAACGUGUUGUGUUCCUGAGCCCCAUAUGUGUGUUUUUGCCACUUUUCGGUACAACUCCUGCUAGUUGGAUUUUAGGAAUCCUUGGUCUAGUUGCUGGACUUGGUAGCAGUUACUAUGCUGCACCCACCUCUGAUGUGGACAACUUCAAUCUUUAGGUUUGAAAGUAAUUGGCACAAACGUGGUUGUAAUAGUUAAUGUAUGUUGGACAAGAUUCUUGAUAUUUAGGCCACAUCUGGGCUUGGACUUGCUUUAAGGACAAAUUUUGCUUGAUGAAUAAUAAAUACUGUACUGUAUAUUGUUUUUUUUUUUUGUGAUUUUGAGAUAUAAAUGUUAAGAAUAAUGAGGCCUUAUAAAAUUUAAACAAAAUAAAGUUUAUUUUAUAGUAGAUAUUAUUUCUCCACUUGACUGCUACUAUCUUUAUUAAUAAAAUAAUGAUUAUUAUUUUUAUUUAUGUGGGUUGAAAAGAUAAUGUUUUUCACUAUGUGUAAGAAUAGUUGUAAAUGUUGUAACUUAUUAAUUAUUGUUCAAGGACAGAUGGGAACAGUUCAUAACAACAUGUGUUAUUUAGUAUUAAGAGCAAAAUAUGAUAAUUGUUCUUAAUUCUGUUAGGUUAUUUAUUAUUCUGAGUUACUAAAAUAUUAAUGGGAUGAACAGGCAUGAGUGAUUAUGUAUUAUUCAACUUUUGCCUAACAUUAGAAUUUUCAAAAUUACUGAUACCGGUAAAAAAAAAGAAAAUUGAGUCAUUCAUUUUGGUCUUACAAACCUGUUCUUUACAUUCCAUAGGUUGUAUACUACUAGGGCAAGACUAUUUUAUACCUUGUUUCGCGAACUUGUGUUUUUUAAGGAUCCUCUGAGAAAAGCAGAAAAAAAAAAAAUUGUUUUCUUAUUUAGCAAAUAAUUUUGCCAAAAACAUCUAGACAUAGGAGAAAAUAAAAAUAAAAUUUUAUUGUAUAAUGUGAACAGUGCAGUGUAAUGGGAU